AUGAAUACCGAUUCAGGCAGGAUGAAAUGUUGUGUCCUCUUCGCCUUACGGCUCAUCUCCGUCGGACCCUUUGUAGCUCACCUACUUCCUUCGCAGCGUAUCGAUGCCGACUACCAACGACCCUACUUGGUUGACUCAGUAAAGCUCAACGCUUUGCUUCCUACUCCAACCGCCCUAAAGCCUCCUCCGGAGCUCCCGCCCAAACGGAGCUGUAUGCCUUAUAUGAACAGAAAGCAAGCGACCGGGAUCAUUCAGACAGAACACGAGACCAAGGCAAAAAAGCCAUGGAAAGACCUCUUCGUCAAAGCCGGUCUCCCCGAUCUUCCUAUCCUUCCUCUAGCAAAAUAUCACCUGUGGAGGAGCAACAGCAGGGACACUUGUUCGACGACCCCGUCUCUCUUCGUUGCUGACCAGUCGAAGGCGGUAGUCGCGAAGCGUAUUAUAAUACAAGAGGACGAGUAUAUCGUAAGAUAUACUAAGGCGAAGGCGAGCGAAGUGAAGUGCAACAAUGCGAAGAGCUAUGAACAGCACCCCUUUAGAGUAAGAAGGAUCCCCAACAGGAAAGAAAAUAGGAGAAUCAGGGCUGAGACAGGCUGGAGCAGAACUCCCAGAAGCUUACAGGAGAGGAAUUCAACUAUCGAUGAGCUAUCGAGCUAUGAUCCCCCAAGAGAAUCCGCAUCUCUCCCCCGCCGAAUAAGGCUCUUCAAAAGCAUUCUUGACUUCACUGCGCUUCGUUCGUUCCUCUCCUUGAAGUCGAUUCAAUUUCAUCGAACCUCAUUUCGGGACAUCGUUCUUUCUUCAUGGUCUGGUCCAGUGCAUGCGACGACUCCAAUUCACUGUAUCCAAGCAAAGCUACGUAGACUUCGCUAUGACAUCCGAGCUUGGAAUCGUACGACAUUUGUUGAUAUCUAUCGCAAUCUUGAAUCUGCUCAGGCCACUCUUGAUGAGAUCCACUAUGAGAUAGAUGUUCACGGCUAUACGGAAGAGAGAGCCAUCCGGGAGCUCGAGCUGAGUUCUUACAGGAGAGAGGAAAGGUGGGAAUGUUAG
Striga asiatica is the source of this 1047-nucleotide messenger RNA. Lineage: Eukaryota; Viridiplantae; Streptophyta; Magnoliopsida; Lamiales; Orobanchaceae. The record is from the annotation of a GenBank genome assembly.